CUGUUAUCACAACAGAUCAGACUUUGGCCGGAGAGAGUGAAGUUCUUCACUUCGGAGCACAUCUUUUUGUUCUUUUUACGGGUUUUUAAGGCUUUUUUAUCGUUGGACUUUGCACGCGUUACUUCCAGGAUGGUCAAGGUGUCUUUUAACUCCGCUCUGGGCCAGAAGGGUGAAAAGGACGCAGAAUCUCUUAUUCCCGAAGAGGACAAAGAUGUGGAGGCCGCCCCCCUGAUUCGCCCUGCGUCUCGCGCCUGGUGCUGCUGCAUGUGUCUUGGUUUGGCCCUCAUGCUGUCGGGGGUCGUUGUGGGCGGAGCCUAUCUGUACCGCUACUACAUCCUGGAGGUGAGACACCCAUCCAUAGCUGAGCUGGAAGACCAGCAUGGGCAGGUGUUUGUGUGCGGAAUGAACUACCGUGAGGAAGACUACAUGAUGCAGGAGGAAGAUGAGAUGGAGCUGGAUCUGCACCACAAGAUGCCUCUGUGGCGCCUGGAGCAGAGGAUCGAAGUCCUGGAGGCGGAGCAGGUGGCGCUGAUCAGCGUUCCCGUGCCCGAGUUCGGAUUAGGAGACCCGGCCGACAUCGUGCACGACUUCCAGAGGAGACUCACGGCCUACCUGGACCUGAGUCUGAACAAAUGCUACGUGAUCCCGCUGAACACCUCCGUCGUGAUGCCGCCCCGAGACUUCCUGGAGCUGCUCAUCAACGUUAAGGCGGGCACGUACCUGCCUCAGUCAUACCUGAUGCACGAGGAGAUGGUGGUGACGGAGCGCCUGGAGGACGUGGAGCAGCUGGGACACUUCAUCUACAACCUCUGCCGCGGGAAGGACACCUUCAAGCUGCAGCGCCGCGACCGCAUCUACGGUAUGCAGAAGCGCGAGGCUCUGGACUGCCACAAGAUCCGUCACUUUGAGAGCCGCGUUGUCGUGGAGACGCUGAUCUGCGAGGCUUGAGUGGUGUUUCUAACCCUUUCUACUUCCCCUUCUUUACUUCAGGUAGUUUGUGUGUGAGAGAGAGAGCAGUGCGAUGCCAAGCUGUCUGCUAGAUAUCCAUUGAUUGUGAUCAAAUAAAAUAAAAGGUGUGUUUUUUUCCACUCUUCUGUACGGGGAAUCUUUUCAUAAAAUAAUCAAAAGAAUCUGCUAAAUUAUUGUAAUCAAACUGCGAUUGUAGCGUGUGUUUAAAUGGGGUGAUAUUGUUUGAGACGCUUCCUGUCUUCUGGAGACUCUGCAGCUGCUCCUCAGACCAGAGAGCGCUCCUCUUGGUUUAGACAGCACAGCUUCCACGUCUUUCUCACGGUCGCUUUCUCUUUGUGUCGUUCUGGAGAACUCUUCUGUACUCAUCGUGUAUAUAAUCUCUUUAAAGAUAUGAACAGAGCAACACAAUAAACAAGGAGAACUGAC
Messenger RNA from Gymnodraco acuticeps, 1395 nucleotides. RefSeq names its product integral membrane protein 2B-like. The record is from RefSeq and is a predicted model, not a curated record. Gene Ontology annotation, cellular component: Golgi apparatus; plasma membrane; extracellular exosome. Gene Ontology annotation, biological process: negative regulation of amyloid precursor protein biosynthetic process. Gene Ontology annotation, molecular function: amyloid-beta binding. Lineage: Eukaryota; Metazoa; Chordata; Actinopteri; Perciformes; Bathydraconidae.